UGUUCUCUGCUUUAACAAACCAAAAGAUACAUAAAUUUAGGGAAUGUCAGAUAAAAUGGAAACAAAAAGAGCCAAUUCAGAUUCAGAUACGAAGAUAUUGCUAGUAACAGCCAAUGUGGGAAGUUUAUUUGAAGAUCACCCACAAAGGUUACUGACAAUAUGGCUAGAAGAGUUCAUUGGGAAUGUAACAAAAAUCAGUCCCAGAUUUUUAGCUUUACAUUUGCAAGAGGUGGGCGGAAAAACGUACGAAAAUUCAAUGGGCAAUGUACAAGAAUUUAUUCGACGUUUAUGCGAGGAAAUGGCAAAGACUGAAUUUAUAUUCGUCCGAAUAUAUAUGGAUGAGGACUUCAAGUCAGCGGAGCAUUUUACAGCACUUGGCAACAUUUACUUCGGCCACAAGGAUAUAAGUACUUUAAGAAUUUGGAAUUUUUUAUAUCACUGCUGGGAUGAUAAUAAACUAGACAAUGACACACACAUAUUUUGUGGUAAUAUUGAAACAGUUCCUACCAAGGAGAAAGCCAAGUUUCCCCAGCACUUUUUUCCAGAAUGUAAAUGGUCUCGAAAGGGAUUUAUGCGAACUCGAUGGGAAAUUAAUGGCACAGCCAUUGAUCUAGUCAAUAUACAUCUUUUUCAUGACGCAUCCAAUUUGGCUGCGUGUGAAGAUUUUCCAUCUGUUUACUGCAAAACAAGGAGAAGAGCCCUGAUACACACUAUUGAAAGAUUUCACUUGGAUGACAAAAAUGGUUCCGUCCCUUUUUUCUUGUUUGGAGAUUUUAAUUUCAGAUGUGACACAGCGGGUGUUGUGAAAGAACUAACUGCAAAUUUAACUGCGCAUCGUCUACAAAGUGUAAAAAAUGAAAGCACUAAGAUUAAUUACCGCAACUCAGAUGGCAACAACAUACUUACUGUAGGCAAAAAAGAAUUUAGUCACGCUGAUCAUCAGCUAAAAUUUAAAGAAUUAUGGUUGAAAGAGUUCGACAAGGAGUUGGCCCCACUUACGGAGCUUUUGGUUGAAUAUCCAAUAAAUUUCAUUCCAUCAUAUCCCUUUGAAGAAGAUCCCGAAAUGCCAACUGACUAUAUGUCAACUAGGUGUCCAUCAUGGUGCGAUCGCAUUUUAAUGUCUCCACAGGUCAAAGACAUAAUUGAAAGUGAUGAAUGGAAAUAUGACAUGAUUGGAGAAUCUGUAUGCAUGGGCGAUCAUAAGCCUAUUUACUUAACUCUUCGCCUAAAGCCAAACAAAGGUACUUAUAGAUCAUGUGAUUGCAGUUGUACACACACAAAUGCUAAUAACAACAACAACUUAACAUCACCCAUUAAAUUCAAGACUUGUCCCUAUAUAAGCAAGUUAUAUAAUCAAAUUAUAACAGACGGUAAAAGUCUAAGUCAAGAAAGAAAAUCAAAAGACUGUCCCUUAGAAUUUCCAGAAGGCCAUUUAGCUGACUACGCAAACAGCGCAAGCGGACAUGAUACAACUAAUAUAGAGACUGGAGACGACGAAACUUCAAAGAAAGCCGCGUCAAACCAUCCAAGCAUUAGCAUAAAUUUAAUUGAUUCCGACAACAUAUAUGUGUGUAUGUGUACACAAAUGUGUAAUUAUGACCCUUGCAAUGCAGAACUUGAGGCUCAGACUAAUAGUGCCAUUUGCCCAAUGUGCCGUAAUAUAAUGAAAAAGCAGCCUGCUGAACAUCGUUAUAGCAUCUUAAUACCUACGCCGAAAACGCACAAAUGGACCCGUAUACACCAGAAAGCAAUGAGUCUCAUUCACCAUAUCCUGAGCUGAGAAGCACAACUACAAGUGCUUCCAGUAAUAGUUGCAAAAAUGAACAGAGCAUGGAUAUCCUAAAUGAAGAUCAUGAAGAGCAAUAC
Messenger RNA from Drosophila hydei, 1866 nucleotides. RefSeq names its product inositol polyphosphate-5-phosphatase A (gene 5PtaseI). The transcript has 10 exons. Bases 44 to 1780 code for a protein of 578 amino acids. The record is from RefSeq and is a predicted model, not a curated record. Gene Ontology annotation, molecular function: inositol-polyphosphate 5-phosphatase activity. Gene Ontology annotation, biological process: phosphatidylinositol dephosphorylation. Lineage: Eukaryota; Metazoa; Arthropoda; Insecta; Diptera; Drosophilidae.